AUGUCGGGCAACAAUCUCCCUCCGUUGCAGCGUUUGCCACACUGGACCAGAGUGGGGUAUCUUGUGAAACCGGGUCUUCCGCGACGUUUACCGGUGAACCAACAACCACAAAAGCCAGCUGUCCCGCCGACAGUGGGGGCAGCAGAGAGGUCUGAGGACCCCCGCGUCGCGUCGCUGCGGAGGAAUAUCCAGUUCCUGCAGCGACAACACGAGGAAACUCUCGAGAAGCUCCACGCGGAGAUAGACUAUCUGAGGAGGGAGAACAAAGAGUUGAAGUAUAAAAUGAUUAUGGAGCCUCCAAGUAGAAAAGGAAGGAAACACAACCUACGAGACAUAAGACCACCCACUCAGGGCAGUGAAGGCCACGCAGCGCUCUAUCUGGAGGAGCCACUGCAGGACACUCAACCCUUACAAAAACAGCUUUUUAGCUUAGGAGAAGGCAGUAAAGCUCUGGGAUCAGCUCGGCAGGAUGGCACGAACGUGAAGCGGCGCCUCGUCACUUCCUUACAUCCUCUGCAAAUUCACAGCAUUCCUUCUCGUCCUCCACGAGCUCCCACCCUGCACGAGCGUGAGGUCAUCAUCCAGCAGCUUUACAAUGCAAAUAGUUUACAGUCUCAGGAACUUAUACGUGUAAAGGCACUGCUGAGAGAAAUCGUUCUGAGCAAGAAAAUCACCCCAGAAAGCUACAUUCUGGCUAAAUCAUACCUCACGGAUGGAGCUUGCAAAUCUGUAGAAGACAAGAAGUUGCCCAAACUCAGUCUCCAGUCUUCUCCAGAGAACACGUCAGGAACUGUUCAGUCGAGGCUCGUCCUCCCAGCCCUGAAACAGAGACUCGCCUCCAACAUCGCCGAGAGACGGAGGAGGACCGGCGCGAUGCAGACAGAUCAAUUAAAAAGGACUUUGUGGUGA
Messenger RNA from Nematolebias whitei (Rio pearlfish), 909 nucleotides. RefSeq lists its product as uncharacterized. The coding region runs from base 1 to 909 and encodes 302 amino acids. The transcript is spliced from 7 exons. NCBI's taxonomy places the organism in Eukaryota, Metazoa, Chordata, Actinopteri, Cyprinodontiformes, Rivulidae. The record is from RefSeq and is a predicted model, not a curated record.